AUGGGAGAAAGGGAAGUGUUGUGUGCUGGCUUCAGGACAAGGGAGAAAGGGAAGCCUGAUGGCCAAAUGCCAAGUGACAAGACCGUUGGAGGAGGUGAUGAUGCAUUCAACACCUUCUUCAGUGAAACCAGAGCUGGAAUGCAUGUUCCUCGUGCUGUCUUUGUCGAUCUUAAACCCACUAUCAUUGAUGAAGUUAGGAUCGGGACCUACCGACAGCUCUUCCACCCUGAGCAGCUAAUUAGCGGUAAGGAAGAUGUUGCCAACAACUUCGCCCGUGGUCACUACACCAUUGGGAAGGAGAUUGUUGAUCUUUGCAUGAUCGCACCCGAAAACUUGCCAACAACUCUGCUUAAACUCGGCUUGAAAUCUGCUCGAACUCGGAUGAGUCGAGCAUGA
Magnolia sinica is the source of this 396-nucleotide messenger RNA. Its product is annotated as tubulin alpha chain-like. Gene Ontology annotation, cellular component: microtubule; cytoplasm. Gene Ontology annotation, biological process: microtubule cytoskeleton organization; mitotic cell cycle. Gene Ontology annotation, molecular function: structural constituent of cytoskeleton; GTP binding. NCBI's taxonomy places the organism in Eukaryota, Viridiplantae, Streptophyta, Magnoliopsida, Magnoliales, Magnoliaceae. Bases 1 to 396 code for a protein of 131 amino acids. The transcript is spliced from 2 exons. The record is from RefSeq and is a predicted model, not a curated record.